This is a messenger RNA of Yarrowia lipolytica CLIB122, 2247 nucleotides long. RefSeq lists its product as uncharacterized. Gene Ontology annotation, biological process: Golgi organization; intracellular protein transport; cytoplasm to vacuole targeting by the Cvt pathway. Lineage: Eukaryota; Fungi; Ascomycota; Dipodascomycetes; Dipodascales. The record is from RefSeq and is a predicted model, not a curated record. Gene Ontology annotation, cellular component: membrane; cis-Golgi network; COG complex.
AUGUACGACGAAUGGGCAUACAUGGACGCGGCGAAGCCGGCUCCAAAGCCGGUAAGCCCGAAGAGAUCACGUGCCAAAAGCAUCAUUCAGUCCGUGGCCGUGGAGAAGGUGGUCCAAGUGACCCAGACAGAUGUGCUGGAGGUGCCUCCUUUGCGUCGACGGACACAGAGCGUCAAUGUGGGCUCGCUGGAGAGACCCGAGGUUGAGAAACUGCGCACAGAAUGGCCAUUCUCGAGGAGAGAAGUGGAAGAGCUCUUUUCUCCUUCCGGAAACAGCUCCCUACAACAAUCAGCAUCGUCAUCACAAGAAACAAACACGCCACAGCUCCAAAGGGCCACCACCAUGUACAUGCAGGCCACGUCGUACUCGCUGACGUGCUCCAAGCUGCUGGACCAGACUAACGACAUCAUUGGCUUGUUGGACACUCUGUCCGUUUCAUUCCUCAAGGUGGAAAACGACACGGAGAAGUUCCAACGCGAAUGCAAUGCGCUCAUGGACGAACAGACACAUUUGGAAACUCUCAUCGGUAAUCUGCAACAGAAUCUCGACAUGUUCACCCGCAUUGAAUCUGUCCAGAGACAGGUGACAGGAGGCAGUCACAACUUCAUCAAGACGCCAGCGUUUAGAUCCAUUCUGCAGCAGAUUGACGAGUCGCUUGUCUAUAUCCCCGAGCACAACAACUUCAAGGGUGCUGAGGAUUAUGAGCAGCGCUUCAUGGCACUUUUAGUGCGAUGUUUACGUCUGGUGGUGGUGUAUUUCGGCAACAAGGUGACGGAUAUUGGCGCAGAGGCACAGGAAAAGAUGGCUACCGUUUCUUCGUCGGCAGCCAGUCAUGCUCUCAUGUACAGCAAGUUUGAGCAGGCCACUAACCUGGGAGAAAUGGUGUCUGAGGUGUCAAAGCGAGCUCAGUAUCCACAGAUUGAGCCCAUGAUGCAGGAGCUAUACCAAAAGUAUUUUGCAGCCCGUCAACCAAUCCUGCGACCUCACAUUGAUAAAUCUGUGUUUGACAUUAACUCCUCCAGUGGCACAGACAGCGUCAAAUUCUGUCGGAAGGCGCUGUCGUUGUACAAGCAGAUUUUCAGCGACGAGAAGCGGCUCUUUGACCAUUUCUUCCCCGACGAGGGCCAUGGUCGACUUGCUGAAUGGAUGGAUGGACUGUUUGAGGGUCUGUAUGACCAGCUUCGAACUCGAAUACUUCGAGAUCGGUCUGUUUCUGUCUUGUGUGAGAUUGCCGUCAUCCUGCAGGACGAUGAGAGUAUGGAUGACGAUGGCUUUGGCAACCUGGUUUUCAACGCACUACAAGACGUCCAGUCACGGUUGGUGUUCAGGGCCCAAAAUAUCAUUGAUCAUGAGAUUGUUAACUACGUUCCUGGAGACGGAGACUUCUUGAUUGGUAGCAGAAGGACCAAUGAAAAAGAAGAUGAUAAGACAGCUUCUUCUUCUGUUGGCGACGAAUCUAACGCCGAUAUCUCCAAUGAUCUCCUUCAGGGCUGGUACCCUCCUCUACGACGAACUGUGAUUUUACUGUCGCAAAUAUACCAGUUGGUCAACUCGCAUGUUUUUGAUACCAUGGCUCACAAUGUGUUGCACGACUGUAUCACUUCGUUGAAUGUUGCACGUGUGGUGGCUCAGAAGCGCCUGGGUCCGUCUGACGCCGAGCUCUGGUUUAUCAAGAACCUGUUGAUGCUCAACUCACAGGUGGCUGAGUUUGACAUUCAGUUUGUGCCUGAGGAGAAGCAGCUUGACUUCUCGGGAGCUCUGGGCAUUCUGGGCCAGAUUGCGCGUGAGCGACGUGUGACCACCGACAAGGAUGGCAUUGCUGGUCUUGCACGAGCCUCUCUGCCUCGAGUCAUUAACUCCAUGAUGGACGCUCGUGUGGAACUUUCUGCCAACCUGCGUAACGCCAUCUCCACCAUGACCGAGUCUGAGGUGCGCCACAUUGCCAAGAGCAUCAUGACGGACCCCAAACCGGAGAACAUUGUGACUGACACGCGGCAACUGCGAGAAGACACGGCCUCAGAGAUUCCGCGGUCGUACACGAAGAUUAAGUCGUAUGUGGACGAUGCCCAGGCUGCGGAUGUGCUGAUUGAGGCCAUCCAGGACUUGUUGGUGCGCAACUACGACGAGUAUCAUCGUAAGAUGGUCACUCGGGGCAAGCCUGAGCAGCUGGAGGCUCUUAUGGAGGUGGAUGGAUUCGUCAGUUGGGUUGGAGACGUUAUUCAAAAGUUGUAUAUUAGUGAGCAAUAA